Arachis duranensis is the source of this 756-nucleotide messenger RNA. Its product is annotated as photosystem I reaction center subunit II, chloroplastic. The record is from RefSeq and is a predicted model, not a curated record. The transcript has a single exon. The coding region runs from base 55 to 687 and encodes 210 amino acids. Gene Ontology annotation, biological process: photosynthesis. NCBI's taxonomy places the organism in Eukaryota, Viridiplantae, Streptophyta, Magnoliopsida, Fabales, Fabaceae. Gene Ontology annotation, cellular component: photosystem I; photosystem I reaction center.
ACCACCCAUCUAAAUUCCAAAAUAACACCUCUUCCUGUUUCAUCUCAUCCUGAAAUGGCGAUGGCAACACAAGCUUCCCUCUUCACCCCACCCCUCUCUGCUCCCAAGCCCACCGAUCGUGCAUGGAAGCAAGCAGCCGCAGUGUCCUUCAACACCCCGAAGCUGAACCUGAGGUUCCCAAGCGUAAGAGCUUCGGCUGCAGAGGAGAAAGUAGAGGCUGCUGCAGCAGAGAAGGAGAAGGAGGAGGCACCAGUGGGGUUCACCCCACCUGAGCUGGAUCCAAACACGCCAUCCCCAAUAUUCGGAGGAAGCACUGGAGGACUAUUGAGGAAGGCCCAAGUGGAAGAGUUCUACGUCAUAACAUGGGAUUCCCCGAAAGAACAGAUCUUUGAGAUGCCCACAGGUGGCGCCGCGAUAAUGAGGCAGGGUCCAAACCUUCUGAAGCUUGCAAGGAAAGAGCAGUGCCUUGCACUUGGGACAAGGCUUCGGUCAAAGUACAAGAUCAAGUACCAGUUCUACAGGGUGUUCCCCAAUGGCGAGGUCCAAUACUUGCACCCCAAGGAUGGUGUCUACCCUGAGAAAGUCAACCCUGGUCGCCAAGGUGUUGGUCAGAACUUCAGGUCUAUUGGCAAGAACGUUAGCCCCAUUGAGGUCAAGUUCACUGGCAAGCAACCCUAUGAUUUGUAAUUCAGCCUAAUCUCUAUUGUACUUACUUAUUAUAAUCAUAUUAAUCUCUGUACCUUAUGUGUUUACGUA